This is a messenger RNA of Schistosoma haematobium, 4866 nucleotides long. RefSeq names its product NADH dehydrogenase [ubiquinone] 1 beta subcomplex subunit 5, mitochondrial (gene NDUFB5). The record is from RefSeq and is a predicted model, not a curated record. Lineage: Eukaryota; Metazoa; Platyhelminthes; Trematoda; Strigeidida; Schistosomatidae. The transcript is spliced from 6 exons. The coding region runs from base 57 to 674 and encodes 205 amino acids.
CAAAUUUUGUCGCGAACGAUGCGGGAGGUUCGAUUUUUCAAGGUGGUUACGCAAGUAUGUAUACUGUUCUCCGGAAUGUUGCUUUACUCUCUUCAAAACAUAUUGGACUUCAACCUCUUUGUUCGCAAACACAUACUUUGAUAAAACAGCACCGUUUGUAUGUAGUUUUGCCCGGGAAAAUUAUGCCUUUACCACUUGUUUCCACAGUAGUUUCUAGAAACGCAAGUCAUGAAAGGAAAAUGCCUAAAAGAGUCUCGGACUUCAUGUCACGUGUAUUCUUCGAUAAUAUGCACUUCUAUAUUAUGUUGGGUCUUGUUCCUUCAUUGCUUCUAAUUUUUUUUGUCAACUUAUUUAUUGGGCCAGCCGAGUUGACGGACAUACCAGAGGACUAUGAGCCACGUCACUGGGAAUAUCAUAAACACCCUAUUACGCGCUUCAUUGCUAAGUACAUGUGCGAACAUCCUCAGAAGCUGUAUGAAUCUUCUUUAGCGGAAUUGGAUGAGGUUCGAUAUACUAAGGAGCUAGUUGAUGAAGAAAGAUGGUUUCGUAAGUCUCAACUUGAAAAAGGUGACUUUCGUGCUUGGUAUUUCGUCCCAGUUAAUCCAACUGGUAUUAAUCGCUCAUUUGAAAGACUCAUGAAAGAUCAAGAGGCUGGCCAACUAGUUAGUCGUUGAUUAUAAAACUCACUUCAGACUAAUACUUUGUAUUAUCUUUCAUCUAAAUGGAGUUUGUUUUAAUCCUAGAUUAAAUGUUAUGAAAAACUUUUGUUAUUCAUUCAUUAAUAAAAAAUUUAAUGUAUUUACAUGUUUUUGACAAUUAGUUCCUAAUAUCAAGUUCAAACUGGAUAACUAAACUUUGAUUAAAACGGUUUUUAUUGUCACCGAGAAUUCGGAGAAUCAUUUUGAGUUAUAAUAGUCCAACUAAUCGUCAAAGUUUUGUCUUUCAGAUGUAUAUUAAAGCAGGAUAAUCUCAUCUUCAUAAAGACUUUUCAGUUGGUAAUCAUUUUAACACUAAAAAGAUGGUAAAUGCAGUUCAACCAUCUUGGAGCCUGACACAGACUGGUUGUGGUUCUGGAAGAAAUAUGUAUUUAAAAAGUAAAAAGUGUGUAUAUGCUACUGUGUUGUAGUGAAUAUACGAUUUAGAGUAAAUACUAAGACGAGCACGUCGAUUAUAUUAACUAUUGAUAAGAUGUUUAUUUUUUAUUGCGUAAUGCAUUAUUUCGAAUUGAAUUUAAGUACAUGCUUUCAGUUUAUAAAUAUUUACCACCAUUUGGUAAUCAGUUCACAAGCAACUAAUAUUACAUUUGUAGUAAAAACCAUCUCAAUGUUUACUAGAAUCUCUCGUAUAAACCACAGCUUUAGGAUCUGUUAAAUAUAUAUGGUUUCUUCGUCAGCUAAGGGGUAGCAGAUCUAUGUGUAAUGAGUUGUUUCACUCCUGAAGACAACAGCCAUCGUGAUAUUUUUAGUUGUUUCUUGGUCUGAUGGUCCUAAUUUAGGAGUCUGAGGAUUAAAGAGAGCAAGAACAAAGAUUGGUGCAGAAUAAUAUGAAUUCAUUUUAUUUCGUUAGUUUCUCAUCAACUGCGUACAACUUAAAAUAUUUGAAAAUCAAUGUUAUUGCAGAUAUUGACCUUCUUAUACAUACGAGGGUGAUUCAAGAUGAAUAUAUGCAUUAUGGUGUAGCGAAGAUUUCAAUAGAGUUAAUAAGGUCAUGAAAAUUAUUUGUUUCGGAUAGAAAAAGUUUGAGACGGAAAGUUCCAGAACAUUGAAAUAGUGAUUAGAACUCAUGGAGUUAACAAACAUUAGGUGAUUGUGCAAUGAAGCAACUGAAAGCAGAAUAAUAGUAAUAAAGAAAGAAUAUGAAUUAAAGAAAAAUGACAAUGAUGUAGUUUAAAAUUUUGAAAGAGUUGAAAUGAUGAAUGACGUAAUAAAUAAAAAGGGUUUAAUGUUACCAGACAAAGAAAGAUUUAUUAGUCUCUUUUUGGAUACACAGAUCUGGUUUUAGACAUUUGAUUUCUAUCGCUUCAGCAAAUUUCAAAAGAUUGGAGUUUGAUUGUUUGUUAGUCACCUUGAAAGACUUUAGUGCAUCGACGUGAUCUCCUGUGUCAAGGAGAUUUCUUGCGAUGGCACUGCUGAAUGCUUCUAAUCCAUUUGAUCUUAAACUUCCCGGAAUAUGUUCUUUGAAUCAGACGUAGGCUCUCCUUUCUGUCCUACUAAUGUAACUGCUGUGGCAGAUGCAUGUAAAUUUGUAUACACAGUUGGUGGUUACAUGAAAGGGACACCUAUCGACCUUUGAUUGUGUUAUUCGAAUUGUUGGGUGGCUACUGAGUGAACAGUUGAAUAUAAUAGUGGACUAUAUUUUAUAUUAAAUUACACUAACCUCAGUUUUUUUUUAAAAUUGUAUUGUAACUUGGCUACCAUGCACAAAAACUUUACGGCCUAAGAACUGUACUUUUAUUUAUUUAUUUAUUAGGAUUUUGUAUCUCGGUAAAUUUCAUCAAUUAGAAAUGCUGAAUCAAGAGAGGUGGCGAGACUCUAAUUUAGGGACGAGCCAAUCAGAAGCGUUCGAGCAAUUUCAAUUAUUAGCCAAUCAGAAAACAGUUAGUAUAAAGUGAAAAUAUAUUAUAAGAAAGUAAUGAAUUACAGUGGAUAUUCUUCUUUUACAUGAUUUAAAAACUUGUUAAGGUUUGAUAAAGGUUCAGAAGUUCUGAAUGCAUAAUGCAUAUGGUAUAGAAACUCGUCCAUAGGGUUAGGGUUGUAGCCUCUCAAUAAACACCCUUUCUCUAAAAUCCGUUGUAAACCGAUCGUAUGUUAGCAUCACGUGUUGAACUUGGCUCCGUGAACUUGAAAUUGCUCAAACGCUUCUGAUUCGCUCGUCCCUAAAUUACAAUCUCGCCACCCUAACCCUAUGGACGAGUUUCUAUACCAUAUGCAUUAUGCAUUCAGAACCUCUGAACCUAUAUCAAACCUUAACAAGUUUUUAAAUCAUGUAAAAGAAGAAUAUCCACUGUAAUUCAUUACUUUCUUAUAAUAUAUUUUCACUUUAUACUAACUGUCUUCUGAUUGGCCAAUAAUUGUCAAGGUCAUUUACGAUUCGUUCAAAGGUCGUCCCUAAAUUAGAGUCUCGCCAAAAAAACUAUUCCAUUCAUAAAACAAACAUGAAUAUAUUUUCGAAUAUUUAAGUAAUUAUCUCGAACAUCUGAGAAAAACCACUCAUAUUUACAUCCUUCUUAUGUUCGCUUUGAUAUAUGGAAUGACUCACUGAAUCUUUAGUAGUUUUUAUGCUCAUGAAAUGUUAACUAAUUUGUUUGUUAUUUACUGUUGUGGACGUAUCGUCAUGAUUUUCACUAGUUCAGAAUUUUAUGCUUAACUUAUCUGAUUUAGAAUAAUAAUGAUAAAACUGGAAUCCCCAUUGUUGGAUUAUUACAAAAGCCAAUAGGGAUUAUUUCUUAAGAUUAAUCUGUUAGUAGUCCAAGGCAAAAAAAUGUAAUUCCAGGUAACCGGAUCUACUUAUGGAGUUGGUUCAUAAUCAUGCGUUUUCUGGUGUAGGCGGGAUCUUAUUUUCACUUGAAAUCUAGUAUUUUUAGUGUCUUAAAACCCCAUACAAAUAGAGUUUUAUUCUUUCUACAUGUUUAUUUCUACGUUUCUAUUUGUUAGAUUUCGGAAAACACUCAAAAUUAAAAAUGCUUAGAUGAUUAACUAUCACCACUAGUUUAUCUAGCAUUGGAGUGGCGAAAUCAUGUUGUAAGUUAGCUGUCUAAAAAUUUUAGCGGAACAAUGUUUUAUGGUUUUAAAAUCUCAGAUGCAUUUUUUAUUAUGGCAGCAUACAUGACUCGGAAACACGGUAGGUUCCACAUGACAACAAAGGAAGAAUCCAAUAGUAAUUAUUUUAAAUGAUAUUUCUAUGAUAAGGUCCUCAUGAAGUGUGGCUAAACAAAAUACUUGGAAAAAAUGGGAUAGUUUAUAAUUUAGGAAGGAAGAGUGUAUUUGUAAAAUUUCAGCGAAUGAAUUCGAGGUAAAUCCAACGUUUCCACCACUAUUUUGUCUAUAUCCAGAUUCUUGGAGUUGUUUCCAAUCUCGUACAGGUGGAUACAGACUACCUGGUUGCGGUCCGCGUGAUUAUCGCAACCAAUGGUUAGGGACUUUGAAUGACGUGGCUCAAAAUCGUUUGCAGUGGCGCAGGUGCAUCCAUUCUUUAUCUUCCAUCGAAUCCUGAGAUUUUGAAUUCCCCAAAUUUUUUUAUUGCACUGAUUUAUAUUUUCUUCUCUUAUCGUAUCUUUUAUCCCGAAUCGUUUUUAUUAGCACUGAUACUGAUACUACCUCUACUAUUCUGAGACUUGACCUAAUCAUUCCAUCUCUCUGUGUUUAUGGAGUAUGGCAAGUUGAACCUAUGUACAUACGUACGGGUUCUACUUUGUGAAUGACCGACCCUCUAACAGUUCAACUGGCUUAUGGUUACCCUCUACCACUAAUAAACCUUCAUGGCACAUUGACGGAAGUCUCUCAACUAUUGAUGAAUUUGAGAAUCCUAAAGGUAGUCUAAAACUGUGGAUAACAAACUGUCCUUAUGGAUUGACGCAAAAGGUGAUGAAGGAAUGUGAUCCAGUUUUAACUGUUAAACUGACAGAGAUAUUAGGUAGAAUCUGGAAUAUGAACGCAAUCCCAUCUAAGUGAUCUCAAUCGUUGAUCGUUCCAGUUUCUAAGAAAGGAAAAAUACUGUUGUAACUUUCACGGAGGUUUUAGUUUGACUAAAGUAAAUAUUAACUUCCAUGACCAUCGGACACCUAGCUAGUGUCUGCGAAGAGUGAAUGUGGGAAAACCAGGAUUGUUUGAGACCUGGACGUGGUUGUAUUAACCAAAUAUUCAUCCU